AUGACAGCGAUACAAGAGGAGAAGGACAACAAGGACACAGAAGGGGCUAGGUUGGAUAUGUUCCAUUUCCUGUGCAAGGCGACAGAUCCUGUAACGGGCGAGCACUACACCGUCGACGCGCUGCAGGGCGAAGCCGCCAUGCUCAUCGUCGCCGGAUCAGACAGCACCUCCAGCGUCCUCGCCGCACUGUGGUUCUACCUCUCGCGCAACGAAUCCGUGUAUGAAAAAUUGGCAGCCGAGAUACGCAGCACGUUCGCUUCCUCAGAGGAGAUCGUAAGCGGCCCCAAACUCGCAUCUUGCGUGUACCUAUACGCCUGCAUCGACGAGGCACUGCGCAUCUCGCCCGCCGGACCCAGCGAAUUCGCCCGCGAAGUCCUCCCCGGUGGAACCACCAUCAACGGAGAACACUUCCCAGCCGGCGUGGUAGUAGGCUGCGCGCACUGGGCGAUGGGCCACAACGAGCGUUUCUUCAAGGAGCCGGGCGUGUUUCGGCCGGAGCGGUAUAUUCCCUCCACCGCUACAGGCGUCACACUCGAACAGGUCAACAGUUUGAAAUCGUACUACCAGCCGUUCCUCAUCGGGCCUACGAAUUGCGUAGGGAAGAACAUCGCGAUGACAGAGAUGGCGCUCGUAGUGGCUAGGACGCUCUUCCGGCUCGACUUGCGCGCUGUACCGGGGGAGAACCUAGGCGGUGGGAAUAAGACUCUUGGACCGGGACGCACGGAUGAAGCGCAGUAUCACAUUGACGAUGCGUACAUCACAGUGCACAAGGGGCCAGUUUUACAGUUUAGGAAGAGGACAGGUUCGUAG
Messenger RNA from Didymosphaeria variabile, 810 nucleotides. RefSeq lists its product as uncharacterized. NCBI's taxonomy places the organism in Eukaryota, Fungi, Ascomycota, Dothideomycetes, Pleosporales, Didymosphaeriaceae. Gene Ontology annotation, molecular function: oxidoreductase activity, acting on paired donors, with incorporation or reduction of molecular oxygen; heme binding; monooxygenase activity. The transcript is spliced from 2 exons. The record is from RefSeq and is a predicted model, not a curated record. The coding region runs from base 1 to 810 and encodes 269 amino acids.